AUGGGAAACAAGAAUGCAUUUGAGAUCUUGAACGAAAACCUCGAAAAUGGCAUGAUAGACCCUGCAUUGGAAUUUUUGUGUAUUUUGCCGAUUGUCCACAUGUUGGAAAAAGGAUUAAGGCUGCCUCUUCCAAAUGGUGGCUUAAAUGCAAAGGUGAGAGGAUUAACUUUUUGUAAGGUUUUCUAAGAACUCUGGGAAAUCGCUCAGGGAACAUGACAAAGGAUCAUUUAAGAACAGUUUCGUAUCAUUCCCGAAUUGGAUAAAUACUCGGUAGACAACCAGUGUUGCAUGUACCCAUGCCCAAUCAGAUUGCUAUACCAUCUUACAGGUGGAUUGCCUUCCUGUCUUAUGAUGCCAAAUGUGGAUGUUCUACUCUGUACAAAGCUCGUCUUCAUAGUCCUGUAGACAAAAUCAGUUCUAUUGGCAAAAACCUCAAAGCUAAAGAGAUCCAUUGCGCAGAAAGUAUAAUAUUCCUGACUUCCGACAGCAGUCCCAUCAAAGCAAUUAAAUUCACUGAAUCAUCGAUUUGCAUGCUCUCAAAAGAAAAGAAGAAGGACGACCUCGUGAAGUUAGCAAGAAAACCAAACAUAUCUCAUGGAACUGUUGCAGAGAUCACUUCAAGACUGAAUAUUCGGAAAGUGUCCAACGUCAAUAUUCAAGUCACAAUGUGGGAAAUGACGAAAUUCACUUGUGGGACAGAGAAAUGCAGCCUGCCUUUGAGGCCAUGGUUUGUGUGAACAGUGAUUUGAUCUACACAGCCAAAGAACAAAAAAUCAAUAAAUUCCUUCCUAAUUGAAAAAGACGGCGUUAGACUGAAAGGCACCAAUUUUCAGCAGAUCGUUCCAUACGGUGUCACAUGGCAAAAAGUGAACAGUAUGUGUCUCUGUGACGGUAAUUUGUUUGUAUCUCAUGCACAAGGAAUAAGUGCGAUCAACUUGGAAACUUUGGAAUGUAGAUUAGUUGUUAGCAUAAUGAUCAUCCUUGUAUGCUUACAAGAUUUGUUUCAGACGUACUAUUUCACAAAUCAGGCGAAGGCCUCUAUUUAGCAACGUAGUGGUAAUGGUGAAGAAUUGAGUCUUUUUGCAGGCUCUGACAAAGAAGAUGGAAGUACCGAUGGUCCUGUGAAAGAAAGUUGCUUUAAACAGCCAGUGGGCAUCUGCACAGAAUUCGACAGUGUUGUUUAUGUUUGUGAUGCUCAAACAAACACUAUCAAGAUCUGCAGCAAGUUAAAGGAAUGCGCACACUUUCUCAAAGCAAUUGGCUGCCUUUACCAAGCGUUUUCAGUGCAUAACAAGAAGCUGUAAGCCUCAUUUGGCAAUGUAAAGAGAUGCUUGAAGAGAACACCAACGGAUAUUCAAGGUGCCACUAGUAUCGAAACAGCUCUUAAUGGACCCCAGGGACAUGUGUCGGCUAGGACAUCAGUUGCCAUGAUAGACGCAGGUCUAAAGAGAUUGGGUGCUAACCUUCGAAAAUAUGAUUGCGCGCACACCAAUUUGUUGAGCUGCAUGACACUGGAUGUGGAAAACUGUCAUUCAUUUGUACAUAUGAAACAGGCAAAUAUGUCAAUGGAAAAAUACUGCAGAUUGUUUGGUAUGGUGAUAAAAGAAGUAUGAAAUGAGUGACCAGUUGGACAGCUACUAUCACACAAGCAGGUGAUCAUGGUAUCCAAAACCAGAGGAAGCUUUGUUGUUGUCGCAGGUUCCUGUUAUGAAUCCUCUACUGAUUGCCAACAUAUGUCAAGCUGACAGCGAUGUGCUCAGAGACUGGGCGUCCUCCUACGGGGCUGUACAGACAACGGACUGUACACCAAGAGACCACCAUGGCACGGCAUGGAACACUCCCAGAAUUUAUGUACCAAAGGCAGUGUGAAAUCUCGGAGAAGCCUGUAUCCAUAACCUUUGAUAAGCAUGACACACAUGCAGUUAUAGAACACGAGUUGGAAGAAGACCAGGUAGACAAGUUUGGCGAAAGCAGCGAUGAAGAAGUGGUUAAUGACGAUAGUUCUGAACCUACUACUGCAACUCACUGA
This is a messenger RNA of Paramuricea clavata, 2029 nucleotides long. The record is from the annotation of a GenBank genome assembly. NCBI's taxonomy places the organism in Eukaryota, Metazoa, Cnidaria, Anthozoa, Malacalcyonacea, Plexauridae.